Messenger RNA from Parnassius apollo (apollo), 816 nucleotides. The record is from the annotation of a GenBank genome assembly. NCBI's taxonomy places the organism in Eukaryota, Metazoa, Arthropoda, Insecta, Lepidoptera, Papilionidae.
AUGUUGCAGCCUGCAGCGAGAAGCGGCAGCUGCUGCUGCCCGGCGCCGCGCCGCAUGCACUCCUCCGCGCCCGCCUCCAUCGCGCUGGCGCACAACGUACGUAUCUGUAAUGUUGCAGCCUGCAGCGAGAAGCGGCAGCUGCUGCUGGCGCCGCGCCGCAUGCACUUCUUCGCGCCCGCCUCCAUCGCGCUGGCGCACAACGUACGUAUCUGUAAUGUUGCAGCCUGCAGCGAGAAGCGGCAGCAGCUGCUGGCGCCGCGCCGCAUGCACUUCUCCGCGCCCGCCUCCAUCGCGCUGGCGCACAACGGGGAGGGUGACAGCGGGGAGGCGAGCACGCCGGAGUGGGACAAGCACUCUUCAUCGUCAUUGAGCGAGGUGUCUGUAGCCUGCCUGCAGGACCGCAUCUUACAGAUGGAGGAGCACCACUACAGCACGAGCGAGGAGCUGCAGGCCACGCUGGCGGAACUGGCUGACCUGCAGGCGCAGCUGGCCGACGCGCACGCGGACAACGAGCGCCUGGCAGACGAGAAGCAGGUGCUGCUGGAAUCACUCUGCCGGCAGACCGAGAAGCUCGAGGACAGCCGCACCAAGGUGGACACGCUCCAGGAGCUGCUGCUGCGCGAGGGAGUGGAGCCCGAGGUGCUGGCGACCGGGGACCAGCACCAGCACCUCUUCGCAGUGCUCAAGACGUCCCAGGAGGAGCGCCGCGGCUUGCUGGCUAAGCUGGAGCAACUCGAAACCGAACUGAAGGAAACUAAGACUGCGCUAGAAGAAAAAACCAAAGAAAACGAGGCACUCGUUGAACGAAUUCGGUAA